UACAUUCGUUUGGAUCAAAUACCUUUCUAGAAGUUGAAUUCAUGUUAUAUCGCGCAUUUAUUGUGUACUACGCAGAGCGUGUUGAUUUUGUUUCUAAAGCCAAUUUUUGUGCCAUUUAAUUUUCUGAAAUGAUCCUGAUGAGGUAGAUUGGUUAGAUCUUCGACCUCAGGAAGUUCGUAUUCAUCGUUGGUUAAAAUCUUUUUUAUUUAUUAGUAGACACUAAUUACCCAAUAGCGAAUGGAAGUAUAAACAUUGUGCCGUACCGGUGAAUUUACCGACCACUACAGGGAGUUGGUUCGUGGUUCGAAGUACAACGGAAGCUCAACCUCAACUGCGUUCACGUGAAAGCACACCACAGAAACAUUGACAUGUUUUGGAAAUACAGUGUGCCAGUGCGUUAUUUCGCAUUGUAUCUUAUUUUAUGUCAGAUUGGAUUACUAUUAUGUAUGGAGAAAGAAAUGACUAUUAGCAUAGAUCCACGACGAGAAGAAUGUUUUUACCAAACAGUACAAAAGGGACAAGUCGUAGAUGUAGAAUAUCAAGUGAUUGAUGGUGGACAUGGUGAACUUGACAUUAACUUUCAUUUGGCUUCUCCAUCUGGGAAAAUAAUAGUUUCAGACUUCAAAAAAUCUGAAAAUUCUCAUAGAACUGAAGUUACUGAAGAUGGUGACUACAAAAUAUGUUGGGAUAAUACAUUCAGUCACAUUAGUCGAAAAACUGUGUUUUUUGAAAUAAUCAUAGAAAGUGAUGAUGAAGAAAAUGAAUCGUGGGAUAUAGAUUUCGAUAAUUAUGAUUCAUUGACUCCCGAAGAAUUGUAUGAUAUGAAAUUACAAGAUAUUCAGGAUGCAAUUUCAAGAGUACGAGGUCACCUAAACAAAAUACGUCAUUUACAAGAUACUGUCAGAGCAUUUGAAGCACGUGAUAGAAACAUUGCAGAAAGUAACUUUUUUAGGGUGAAUUCUUGGUCCAUUAUUCAAAUAAUAAUUAUGCUCAUUGUUGGCUUUGUACAGCUUCACUUUGAGGAUAGAUUCUAA
This is a messenger RNA of Gryllus bimaculatus (two-spotted cricket), 1034 nucleotides long. The record is from the annotation of a GenBank genome assembly. Lineage: Eukaryota; Metazoa; Arthropoda; Insecta; Orthoptera; Gryllidae.